Molecule: messenger RNA, 958 nt
Organism: Mugil cephalus (flathead mullet)
Lineage: Eukaryota; Metazoa; Chordata; Actinopteri; Mugiliformes; Mugilidae
Gene: ube2g2
Product: ubiquitin-conjugating enzyme E2G 2 (UBC7 homolog, yeast)
Exons: 6
Coding region: 126-623 (165 amino acids)
Cellular component (GO): endoplasmic reticulum; cytosol
Source: RefSeq, a predicted model, not a curated record
GGCUCAGGACCCGGAAAGUCCGUGUGCGCAUGCUCAGCAGGAUCGAUCUGUUCCGUUGAACUGAGAGUCGGAGUUAGUUUGUUGUUUUCUCGGUCUCCGGUUUUUCUCGGUCUCCGGUGAACGCGAUGGCCGGUACCGCCCUCAAGAGACUCAUGGCCGAGUAUAAACAGCUGACCCUGAACCCCCCCGAAGGCAUCGUAGCAGGUCCGGCCAACGAGGAGAACUUCUUCGAGUGGGAGGCCCUCAUCAUGGGUCCUCAGGACACCUGCUUUGAAGGAGGCGUGUUUCCAGCCGUGCUCAGCUUCCCCUCGGAUUAUCCGCUCAGUCCUCCCAAGAUGAGGUUCACCUGUGACAUGUUCCACCCCAACAUCUACCCUGAUGGCCGGGUCUGUAUUUCCAUCCUUCAUGCUCCUGGUGAUGAUCCUAUGGGCUAUGAGAGCAGUGCCGAGAGAUGGAGCCCGGUCCAGAGUGUGGAGAAGAUCCUGUUGUCUGUGGUUAGCAUGUUAGCAGAGCCCAAUGAUGAGAGCGGCGCUAACGUGGACGCCUCCAAGAUGUGGCGCGAGGACCGAGACCAGUUCUACAAACUGGCCCAGAAGAUCGUACGCAAGUCUCUGGGACUGUAGAGGUGAUGAUGUCAUCACGCUGCGCCCAAUGAACAGGCAUGGACUGAGAGUGGGCGGGGCCAUGUCAUCAUGACGUCAUCAGUCUGACGGCAGCAGACGUCCAACGUGGCGUCUAACGAACUCUUUUUAUCCGUCUCCACUUGUCUUUAAAUUAUUUCUUAAAGUUCUUUUAAUCUCGUCUCAGCCUCCAUCUUGUUGCCGCGUGUUGCCGCGUGUUGCCGCGGUGAAGGACUUGAAGCACUUUAUCUGUUCUGAGCUCAGACGCAGGUUUUUAUUCACCAGGAGUUUUUUUUGUUUGAUUUCAAAUGUUCUUCAUUAAAAACACAGAAUGAAAA